Molecule: messenger RNA, 519 nt
Organism: Monoraphidium neglectum
Lineage: Eukaryota; Viridiplantae; Chlorophyta; Chlorophyceae; Sphaeropleales; Selenastraceae
Exons: 1
Coding region: 1-519 (172 amino acids)
Source: RefSeq, a predicted model, not a curated record
AUGACUAACCUGCGCCGCCUCACCUUGAUCACCGCCCCCGAGUUCCCGUCAUCCUUCGCCUCCGGCUUGACCGUGGUGACGCGGCUGCGGCGGCUGGCGCUGCUGCAGGUUGGCCUCGGCGUCGGCGCCGUCGAGGCGUUGAAGCGGCUGCAAAGCGCGGUGGCGCGCGCGCUGCCGCGCUGCAGAUUUGAGGCGCUGCCAGACCCCCACGCUUUGCCGUGGGACGCCGACGCUGUCUACGCACGUGGCGCGGCUCCGGCGCGCGCCGCGGCCUGCCGCGGCGACGCGCAGGGGGCGUUCCGGCUGCGCCCGAGCGCCGCCGGCGGGGGGGCCGUGCGCGGGUUGGGCUGCGGCGUGGGCUCGGGCCGUGCCGGGGAGUGCGGCGAUGGCAACGACAGCGACGAUGGCUUGACGAUGUGGGACGCAUCGCCGCGGGUGGACGCGGGCGGGCCGCUGGCAGGCUGCAUGCAGGGGCAGGGGGGCAUGCGGCUGGUCAGGACGAAUUGGCCCGCCUGGUGA